Acanthoscelides obtectus is the source of this 1169-nucleotide messenger RNA. Lineage: Eukaryota; Metazoa; Arthropoda; Insecta; Coleoptera; Chrysomelidae. The record is from the annotation of a GenBank genome assembly.
AUCGUGGUCCAUUGUGGUAUUUCCAUAUAUGCUCUAAGGAUUUUUGGUGAAUGUUUGUUUUUAGUGACGUUAAAGAUGAUAGUUUGCGACAAUUAUUAUAAACAUUUGUAUGCCGGACAGCCUUCAAGAGCUGUUGUUUUAUGUGAUAUUUGUUUAAAAAUGGUUGAAUCUUGCAGUGCGGUGAAUUGUUGCAAUAGACGCAGAAAAGAUGUGAAAAUGAAGUUUCACAGGUUGGUUUUAAUCAUCUCAUUCAUUUUUGUGUGAGAAUUACCUGUUAAUCGGUAAUUCGAGAAAAUAUCUGGAUUUUUAGGAUACCUAGAGAUCCUAACAUGAGGAAGUUGUGGUUACAUGCUAUAAGAAGAGAAAACUUUGCUCCAAGUACAACAACGGUAAUUUGUGAAAAGCAUUUCACUCCAGAGGAUUAUGAAGUUAGUGUUCAUGGAAAUAAGAUACUAAAAAAGGUGGCAGUUCCAUCUGUGUUUGAUUUUCCAGCCCAUCUCAAGAAAGAACCUAGCCAUCGAAGGGUGUUGAAAAGAAAACAUGAAGAAUCCAACUCAAAAGCAACAGAACAAACUUUGGCUAUUGGUGAAGUAGUAGAAGAAUCUGAAAAUGGCGAUCAUGCUGAUGAUGGAAAUAUAUUGGCAGCUGGUCGGUCAAACAUAACACAAAAACUAGGAUUUUUAGAAUCAAGUGAACCUUCAAACAUAUGCAAGUUAAGGGUCAGAAGGUCACCAGUAUACUUUGGGGAUUUCAAAAUUUCUGAUUUAAAUAAUGUGCAGCGUCAGAAGAGAUUUUGGAAAACUGCUCAUGAAACUGUUCAUAAGUACAAAAAAAUUAACAAGUACAAUCAGUGUAAAAUUCGUAGACACAGAAAUAAAAUAAAAAGUCUGAAUAGUCUGGUAGAUGAACUACUUAAGGAGAAGAGAAUAUCUGCAGCUCAGUCAAUAGUAUUACCUGAAUUAUUAAUUACUUAUGUUUAUGUUAAAUACUCAUUUUUAUAUCUUCAAAUGUGUAAAGGAGAAUUUAUUGUCAAGUUUCAUACAUAUGUAUAUAUAAAUAAAUAAACUUGGUUUUUUAAUUAUAAUUACGUUUUCAAGAUUUUAUCUGGUUCCAGUUGCCUGAAUAACUUUUAAAUCUUCUCUAAGAAUCCUCGGUUUCCUAUGCAAUUC